Molecule: messenger RNA, 1320 nt
Organism: Lucilia cuprina (Australian sheep blowfly)
Lineage: Eukaryota; Metazoa; Arthropoda; Insecta; Diptera; Calliphoridae
Product: mucin-5AC-like
Exons: 3
Coding region: 1-1320 (439 amino acids)
Source: RefSeq, a predicted model, not a curated record
AUGCAUGAGCAGUUACUUGCAUUCAAUGUUAAUGAAUUGUUUAUGAAUUUUAAUCACAAUGAUUGUGAUAAUGAUACAAAUAAUGAUGCUGUCGCCGCUGAUGAUGAUUGCAAUAAUAAUGAUGUUUUUUUCUCAUAUUUGCCCUCCAGCACCACCACAUCAUCUUCCAGUAAUUCUUCCUUAAAAUCACUUAAACCAAAACCCUCAAGCCAAACGCCCACAACUUCCAUUAUAAAACAACCACAACUGCAACAACAACAACAGAAACAACAUCAUAAACUUCAUCAUACCACGACGACAACAACAACUACAACAACCGCCUCUAGUGCCAUCAAUAAAUCUUUUAACUCCUCUACAAACACUAAAGAAAAAUUCAAAUCAAAACAAUUACUUAAAGCCACCUCUAAAGUGAAAAAGAAAACCAAACAAUUGACUUUUGACAAUACACCCUUGUGUUUGUUGCAACCACACACUACCACCCCGCCUCCGGUCUCUACAACUGCAUAUCCCAAGUCCGCCUUUAAUCUACGCAAAUAUUCAUUACCCACAAAUCUACCGCAACCUUUACAAAACUCACCUCUAGCCGCCAACACUCAUAAUAAAUCUAGCACAGCGGCUUUGAAAACCGAUGCAACUUUACACACUUUACCCUAUCCACCCUCGUAUGUCUUAAGUCAAAAUUCAAAAGUGAAAAAAACCAAAACCACCAAACGUCUAACGAAAUUCUUAAGGGCGGCCUCCUCCUCAAAUUCACCACACUCAAAAGGCAGACGUAAAUCGUCGGCCGCCUCAAUUGUAGAAACCGCAUUAGCAGCUGCCGGUGUUACCGUCAAUCUAACCAACGCCUCAGCCUCUUCAGCUUCGGCUACCGAGCUAUUGGCCCAGGAUUUGUAUACUAAGACUCCAACACCCGCUUCAAAUUGUGAUUUAAGUUCGACCCUCAAUUGUGGCGCUAACGAGUCUGUAGCCGGCGAAUCUGGAGCUGCUGCCGGUGAAGAGGGUGAAGAAUCGACGUGGUGUGGUGGUGGUGGUGUUAAUUUUCUAGUGUAUAUGGUUUGUUCAUUUUGCUGUUGUUGUUAUAAUUUUCGUAAUUCACCCACAAGAUCUCGCUCAACUGCCGGCUCAUUGCUAGAGUACUUAGUAUCCGUUACCGUCAAUCUAACCGACGCCUCAACCUCUUCAGCUUCGGCUACCGAACUAUUGGCUCAAGAUCUGUAUACUAAUACUCCAAAUUAUGAUUUAAGUUCGACCCUUAACUGUGGCGCUAACGAGUCUGUAGCUGGCGAAUCUCGCUCAACUGCUUUAAUACUUAAUAUCUAA